AUGGACCAACCCUCCACCCUUGACCUCAUAGAGGAACACAAGGAAAACAUCCAGAUACUAUCAACUGGCAGAAGUGCCCAGAAGCUAGCUGAAGGUUUGAAAGGGUCUCGAAAUCCAAAUUCCAAGACUGAUCGUGCCCAUGAGAGGAACCGUUUCGAAGCACAAUUACAUCAAUGGGACCAACUAGAUGAUCCUCUUCUGGUGUUUGUAUCGUAUCUAGACUGGAUCCACAACACAUAUCCUAGCGGAGCCAGCCAUGAAAGUGGACUCUUGUCGCUUUUGGAACGAUGUACUUCCAGUCUUCGUGAUAUCACUCACUAUAAAAACGAUCCUAGAUACCUUCUCGUUUGGAUGGAGUACAUCAAAUAUCUGGAUUCACCACGAGACAUAUAUGUCUACUUGGCAAAAAAACAAAUUGGUCAACAACUAGCAUUAUAUUACGAGGAAUUCGCUCGAUAUUUGGAGAUCAACUCAUGCAUUGAGGAUGCGGAAGAUGUAUACAAACACGGAAUUGAAAGCCAUGCCAGGCCAUUAGCCCGCUUGAAAGCUUCAUAUGAUCGGUUCCUUCAACGUAAGACCUCGAACCAAACAGUUGAAAGUAAUCGUCCUCCAUUGACUGGAAUUCUGGCACCCAUACUAGACAUUGAUGUCUCUGAGCCCCCUACUAAGCGGCCCAAACUAGAAAUUUUCCGUGACGAACUUUCCGAAGAAGAUGGUAUAUCUUCAAUAUUCCGCUCACAGGAUUAUAACGGUGAGCUAGGCUCGAUUGCAGAAAGGACAAAAGAAAAUAAACUCAUGGCAAGGCCCUGGUCAGGAGAAAUGCUCAAACAAAACACAGACCUCUCCUCUCUAGGUCCAAAGUUUAGCGUUUUUAAAGAUGAAGAUGAAGACGCUACGGUGGCACAAAAAGUGCAAACAGAAGAAGGAACGUACACAUUGGUUAAGCAUCGUGGAAAAAAGCCUGAACGAUUACAGGUGGAUUUAUCACUUUUAGAGAAAGAUGGCCGUGAAAUCUGCUUGAGUGAGCUUCUUCUCAUGCUGAUAAGUAAGGAAAGCAAUUCUUUAGAAAAUGACCAUUCAAAGAAAGAAACUCUGAUGCAACAGGAGAAUUUUCCUUUAGAUAACAAUGAAGAGAAAGACGUUCCGAUAUUUGAGCAUACCGAACACUUUACUAUUCCAUUGAAAGGAAUCAGUGAAAGUGAACAAAGUGUGAAUGAACCAACAGUGACUCUAUACUCUAAGCAAGCUGCCAAUGAAGUGAUGAGUAUAUUCAACGAUGCGGCAAAGAAUGUUAUAGACGACGAUGAAGACCACAAAACUGACGACACUAGUAAUUUGGAUGGGUUUGUGACUGAAACGCUCAACCUUGAUAUCAAGGCGACACCUCCUACGACCAACAACAGUGUACAAAGCUCACCAUUCAUCGAACAACCUUUACACCACGAGAGUGGCGAGAGCUCCACAACUGAACUCGAAGUUCUCGAUCCAACCAACGAGAACACUCGAAGAAAAGCCCUACUUCAAUUGAAGAAGCCGCUCAAGUCGUACCCCAACUAUCAUGAGUACACUAAACUGGUGAACAAACUUCCCGUGUUCAAAAAGAUUACCACAAGCCCAUCGAGGUACAUACCCAAAGGAAACCGCCAUUCAAUUAUAGAUUUUUGUGGUGAAGAGAUCUUUUGUCUUCGAUGCGAAUUGGGUGAGGGAGGCUUUGGCGUUGUGUAUUUGGUGGAAACUGAGACCGGAAGCUUGAGGGCUCUCAAAGUAGAGACCCCAUCUACACCGUGGGAGUACUAUAUUCUCAACCAAGUUCAGCAAAGAAUUCAAGCUCGUAAUCUUCAAGAGAUGGUGGUUGCUCCGCGAGGCAUGUACUGCUUUCAAGAUGAGAGUUACAUGGUGAUGGACUACGUCAAACAGGGCACUCUUCUAGAUGUUGUCAAUUUCUUUCGCAUACAAAGACCAAACCCAAUGUCUAGUGGUGCAGAUGAGACAUUGUGCAUUUACAUAGCAGUGGAACUACUCAAGAUUGUUGAGCAGUUGCAUGCAAUUGGAAUCAUUCAUGGCGACCUCAAGGCCGAUAAUUGUAUGAUAAGAUUCGAGGAAGUAGAUGAGUGGAGUGAAAGCAUGAAUACGGAAGCAUGGAAGAGAAAAUCUAUAACGUUGAUUGACUUUGGACGAAGUAUAGAUUUGACUCUUCACAGCCCAAAUACUCAAUUCAAGUGUACGUGGGAAGCCGAUGAGCAGGAUUGUCCUCAGAUGAACAAUGGUGAACCGUGGUUAUAUGAGGCCGAUUACUAUGGAGUUGCAGGAAUCGCCCAUACGCUUCUCUUCGGCGAGUAUAUCAAGGUUCGCUUACAGCUGGACAGAUACGUUCUUCAAAGGCAUUUAAAGAGAUAUUGGCAACAACAUCUUUGGUCCAAAUUCUUUGACCUUCUUCUUAAUCCUUAUUCAGCAAAUGAGAUCAAGAAGCCUUUGGCUAGAGAGUUGCAAGUGGUUCGGAAUGAAAUGCAGGAAUGGUUGUUAGAAAAUGGCCACAGCAAGGGCCUCAAGAAAACAAUGUCGGAGGUGGAAGAGUACUUGAACGAGCAGGACAGAAUACUAAGAAGAGGAUUACGUUGA
This is a messenger RNA of Meyerozyma guilliermondii ATCC 6260, 2619 nucleotides long. RefSeq names its product protein kinase (gene BUB1). The transcript has a single exon. NCBI's taxonomy places the organism in Eukaryota, Fungi, Ascomycota, Pichiomycetes, Serinales, Debaryomycetaceae. Gene Ontology annotation, biological process: meiotic sister chromatid cohesion, centromeric; mitotic spindle assembly checkpoint signaling; protein phosphorylation. Gene Ontology annotation, molecular function: protein kinase activity; ATP binding. The record is from RefSeq and is a predicted model, not a curated record. Bases 1 to 2619 code for a protein of 872 amino acids.